AUGAAAAAUAUUCCCUAUGAUAGUGCAGUUGGAAGCCUUAUGUACGCACAAGUAUGCACCAGACCUGAUAUUGCUUUUGCUGUAAAUACUCUCGGGAGAUAUUUGUCAAAUGCAGGUCAUGAUCACUGGGUUGCCGCCAAGAAAGUAAUGAGAUAUCUGCAGCGCACAAAGGAUUUCAUGCUUGUAUAUAAAAGAGUAGAAGAUCUCAAGGUAAUUGGUUAUUCGGAUGCUGAUUUUACUGGUUGCUCAGAUGAUAGAAAAUCGACUUCUGGAUACAUUUUUAUGUUGGCUGGUGGUGCUAUCUCAUGGAAAAGCACAAAGCAAACUCUUAUCACGAGUUCUACAAUGUAUGCUGAGUUUGUAGCUUGUUAUGGUGCUUCUAUUCAGGCAGUCUGGCUGAGAAAUUUGAUCUCUGAUUUGCGCAUAGUGAACUCUAUAUCCAAACCUAUGGUGAUCUAUUGUGAUAAUACUGCAGCUGUGUUCUAUUCCAAGAAUGACAAGGUUAACAAUGCAUCUAAACAUAUGGAAAUCAAAUACUACACAGUGAAGGACUUGGUUAAAAAAGGUGACAUUGCUAUUCAAAAUAUCAGAACCGAUUUCAUGUUGGCAGAUCCAUUGACAAAGGGUUUGCGACCCGUAUUGUUCAAGGAACAUGUGAAGAAUAUGGGUAUCUUUGACUCUUUUCAUUCCCUUGAUUAG
Gastrolobium bilobum is the source of this 699-nucleotide messenger RNA. RefSeq names its product secreted RxLR effector protein 161-like. The coding region runs from base 1 to 699 and encodes 232 amino acids. The record is from RefSeq and is a predicted model, not a curated record. NCBI's taxonomy places the organism in Eukaryota, Viridiplantae, Streptophyta, Magnoliopsida, Fabales, Fabaceae. The transcript has a single exon.